CAACCCAAAGAAAUUAAAAACAACAUGAAGUAAAUUGUACAUGUAUGUUUACAAAUUUAGGUUAUCACUAUCAGACAAUUAUAUAAAGUAAGCUGUUUCGAUUAGUGUUUCUCGUAAAAAGUAAAGAAGAUGUGGGUUUACAGAUCGAUUGUGCGAUCUAGUCCAAGUAGACACGCUAUCGCACGAACUGUUCAGUGGACGAGACAUUUAUGUGAUGCUCAAAAGUUGUCACAAACACAGCCCAAUAUAAUUUUGAUGGGAAGCCCAGGUUGCGGUAAAACGACGGUUGGCAGGAUACUUGGUGAGCGGUUGCAACUUCCGGUACUCGACGUCGACGAUCACCACCUUGAGCCAUACUGGGGCGUCAGCGUUGCGCAAAAGCUUUCAGAGGUCGGCUCGGAGGGAUUUGUUGCGGCCGAGGGCGAGGCGUUGAAGGCAUUCUGUCCCCAGGGGUCCGUCAUCUCACUUACUGGGUCCAACCCAAUGCAUGCAGAGGCGAUGGAACAUAUAUCGAAAACAGGAAGGGUGUACUUUAUGGAUGUUCACAAGUCGGACAUACUGGAACGACUGGAGCGGAUGAAGGUUAGCAGGAUUGUGGGACAGAACGAUGGCACGAGCAUGGCGGAAAUCUUAGACUUCCGGCAACAGUUCUACGAGCGCUGGUAUGACGAGAGAAUCAUCUGCGAGCGUCUUGAAUCACCGGAAAACGUGGCAGAUAAAGUUCUAGCCUGUAUAGCUAAACUCCAAAACCCAAAAGCGAAGGGCUACGAAUCCACGCGAGGUUUCAACUUGGAAUGCAGUACCUUUAAUGACGCACUGCUUCAAGGACUGGCCCCAGAUGGUGGACUAGUUGUGCCGCGCGCUGCCGUUCCGUUUUUCACAUUGGGCCAAUUGGACAGAUUAAUAGAACUGUCUUAUCCAGAGCGCGUUCUACGAGUGCUUGAAAGGUGGAUUCCGUGUAACGAAAUCUGUCCCAGCCGACUAAGUGAGAUGAUCCAUGCUGCGUAUGGCGGGGCUGUCUUUCAGGACGCCGCCGUCUGCCCGGUGCGACCGUUGACCGGAAGUGAUGGUCAGUUCAUACAGGAGCUCUUUCAUGGACCGACCGCCUCGUUUAAAGACUUUGCUUUACAGCUAAUGCCGCGAAUGUUCCUCAAUGCAGCUUCGGAAUGCACAGAGAAGCACAAGUACCUCAUUCUGGUGGCCACAUCCGGGGACACCGGUGGCGCUGUGCUCGAUGGAUUUACACGCGUCACUGAGAAAGCUGGGUCACAUAGUCCGGGCGUUCUUGUGUUGUACCCACGGGAUGGAAUCAGCAGCAUUCAACGUGAUCAGAUGGUGUUUUACCAUGGCAACCGUGCGCGUGUCAUCGGUGUUGAGGGGGCGGAUUUCGAUGCCUGUCAAACCAUGGUGAAGAAAAUAUUUCAAAACGUGGAUAUUAACAAAACAUUGUUAGAUAAAUACCAGGUCAAACUGAGUGCUGCCAACUCGAUCAGCUGGGGUCGCCUUCUACCACAGGUCGCCUAUCACGUAUCGUCUUACCUUGACCUUGUUAAAAAGAAGGUCAUCGCCAUGGGCAACCAGAUUGACCUUUGUAUUCCUACGGGUAAUUUCGGCAACAUACUUGCAGCGUAUUAUGCAAAGGAAAUGGGCGUGCCAAUUAAGCGACUGGUGUGUGCCUCUAAUUCUAACAAUGUUCUCACCGACUUCCUGUCGUCUGGUUGCUAUGACAUCACCAAGCGGCGUCUGCAGCAGACGGUGUCGCCUGCCAUUGACAUUCUGGUGUCAUCCAAUCUGGAGAGGCUUUUGCAUCACGUGACAAACAGAGAAUGUGCUAUGGUCCGCGAGGUUUUUGAACAGCUUCGCGACAACAAAGUCUUUUCAGUCCCAAAGCAGGUGGCGGAAUCGCUUCAUGGAAUGUUCUCAGCGGGCUGGGCUACAGAUGAAGACUGCAAAGCAGCUAUCAAAACAACGCGGGAGAAGUCAAAUUACCUUCUGGAUACACAUACGGGCAUCGCCAAAUCCGUUGCGGACCGUUUCCAAGGUGACCGACCAAUGGUGAUCGUAGCAACAGCACAUCCGGCCAAGUUCGCGCACGAUAUACUGGCCUCUUUUGGCCGCCAAAUUAAUCACAGAACCCCGGUGGACUUGAUACGGGGAAUAGCAGACGAGGCGGCGUUGCCAGGUUUACACGAGGCGUUGCUAAAAACGUUAUCGAGUGCAGACGAUAAACCAAAGUUAACGUGCGAAAAUAACAUUGGGCAUGUACUUAAGCAAGUCACAGAUCUAGCAAGAUGUUUGUAAUAACCGUGCUGUACCAUGUACAAUCCAAUUAUAAAUAUUUUUAUGAGCGAAA
This is a messenger RNA of Dreissena polymorpha, 2353 nucleotides long. Its product is annotated as threonine synthase-like 1. The coding region runs from base 130 to 2301 and encodes 723 amino acids. Lineage: Eukaryota; Metazoa; Mollusca; Bivalvia; Myida; Dreissenidae. The record is from RefSeq and is a predicted model, not a curated record. The transcript is spliced from 11 exons. Gene Ontology annotation, cellular component: cytoplasm.